Molecule: messenger RNA, 1651 nt
Organism: Saprolegnia parasitica CBS 223.65
Lineage: Eukaryota; Oomycota; Saprolegniomycetes; Saprolegniales; Saprolegniaceae
Exons: 2
Coding region: 1-1611 (536 amino acids)
Molecular function (GO): FAD binding
Source: RefSeq, a predicted model, not a curated record
AUGCAAACAAAAGCCUCGGUGCUCUGGCCGCGGUCGCUCGAGCUGCUCGAAGCCUACGACGGCGUCGUCGACGCUCUGCACGAGCGAUGCCUCCGCGCCUGUCGGACGACGUUUCGUGACCGAGGCGGCGUUAUCAACUCGGUGCCGCUGGACGCGCACAUGGACUCGCCGUACACGUAUGGGCUCCUCACGGAGCAAUGGUAUACCGAGCAGUGCCUUGCCUCGUACGUUGAAAAGCACGUUGCGAUCCAUCGGUCGACGACGCUACAGAGCUACACCCGCACGCCGACUGCCAUCAGCGCGUCACUGACCACUGCCGACGGCACCGACCUCGUCGUUCAAGCCAAGUAUCUCGUCGGCGCCGAUGGCGCUCGCUCCAGCGUGCGCAAGCUCAUGCAGUGCGGCUUCGAGGGUAUUGUGAUGCCGGGGCAAUUCCUCGCGGUGCAUUUUCGCCCCACCGCGCCCAUCGAUUCUUUGGCCGACCGCGAUGCGCUGACGUUUUUUCUGUUGGAGAACGGUGCGAGCUUUGUGACACCGAUGCCCAACGGCACGUUUCUCGCGGCCAUCGACAUGGACGACGCCGAAGGCGCGAAGUACCGAUCGGCCUCCGAGACGGAUCGCCACGGCCUGCCCUUGCUGCGCGAGCUAACGCACUCGGAGCUGGAGGCGGUCGUGAGCGCGCACAUGGCCCCUGUCUCGUUUGAGCAUGUGCUCUGGGCGUCGCACUUUCGCAUCAACGAGCGCCUCGCGACCACGUACGACGACGGCGAGCGUGUUUUCUUGCUGGCGACGCACGCGGUCAACCUCGGUUGGAAGCUCGGUUUCGUUCUGCGAGGUACUUGCAGCGAAAGCCUCUUGCGCACAUACGGAGAGGAGCGCCGGCUUGUCGGUGACGCUCUCGUCGCCAUGACGACGCGCGGCCAAGGCCUCGCCAGCAGCCGCAACACGUGGUUCCAUGCGCUGCGAAAGGGCGUGCUGCAGGCAAUGGCUGCCCGCCCGCUCUUUGCGUCCAAGGCCGCCGCGUUUCUCGGCGAGACUGCGAUUGCGUACCGCAAAAGUACCCUCUCGGCCGAGCACUGGGACAAGCCGUCGCUCGUGCCACACGCCUCGAAGCGCCGGCGCCAAAACUUUCGACGUCUCCUUGGCGCGCGCAUUCAGGCGGGCGAUCGCUGCCCGUGGCAUGUUCUGCCGUCUGAGACCCGUCCAAGCGCCAGCACGCAGUGUCUUGCGCUGCUCUUUGAAGGCCACGAUGGCGCCACCGUGGUGCCAAUGACGACGACAGAGCUCUCGACGCUCGGCACGCAGAUCAUCCGUGCAACCCACGGCGUUGUCGACGACUGCAUCGUCGUGCCGGCGUCCAACUCAGUCGCCCACGCGCGCUUUGGCGUCGAUGGCCAAUGCGUCUUCCUGUUGCGCCCCGAUGGAUACGUGGGGCUCCGCUGUGAGCCUCCGAGCGUCGAGUGCAUCGUCGACUACCUCGGUGCUCGAUUGGGUGUUCUCAAGCUUGAAAACGCGACGGGAUUUGAGCCCGUGGCAUCCGACUGGGUCCCGUACGCGGUUGCCAGUGCCGUUGCCGGUGGUGCCCUCGUGCUUGGUCAGUGCCUUGUCUAAGUGCCUCUACUUUGCUUGCUCAAUACAUUUGAUGGCCGUA